AUGCUCCUCUUCAUCAGUCUCCAGAUUCCUCUGUCAACUAAUGUCAAUGGUAACUUCACUGAUGCAAACGGGAAUGGAACCUUACUGGCACAGGUGAUGUUUUCACCAAAACCUCUUGGCACUAGAUCCACACUCCAUCUUGAGGGCCAUGUUCAGAGCGAGGCAAUUCGCAGAUUGCUUAGCUGUGCUUAG
Messenger RNA from Ilex paraguariensis (yerba mate), 192 nucleotides. The record is from the annotation of a GenBank genome assembly. Lineage: Eukaryota; Viridiplantae; Streptophyta; Magnoliopsida; Aquifoliales; Aquifoliaceae.